GGCGUGUUGCCUAUUUGUUUUUACAUUUAUGAAAUGCGAGAAACGUCAAAAUGUUGAUCAAUCUUUGAUUUUUUGAUUGCAUUCACUCGUUCUUGUCGAUAUUAGCAAGUAAUUAAUAAAAUAUUCCAAACUCAAUUUCUGAUUUUUGUAAAAUGUGCAAUUAAAUAUCUUUUAUUUGACCAGAUAUUCUUAAUUUACAUAAACUAACCUAAAAUUAGUGUUACACAUCUUUUCUACAUUUUAGAACAGCUUAAUUGACAAAUAUUAAAGUCAUUCAAAUUCGACUAGAAUUAAAAUGGACUCAAAAGCUGUCGUAAUUUCUGGCGAAGCCUCAGAAUCUGAUGAUGAGUGUGUGAACGUCAACACAGGAACGAGAUUUUCUGCUUUAUUAGAGAAUAACGCUUGUGGUACAAUAAUAUCAGGAGAAGCUCAAGAGUCUGAUGAUGAUGAGGGAAGCUUAAGUAGCUUAAGCGGCGCAAUUGAUGCCACAGUAUGCCCUUCUUAUACGGAAGCCAAAGUUUCAAAAUCAAGAAAGGAUUACGUAAAAUACAAUAGUUUGCUCCAUUACAAAUUAUAUGAAUGUAAUAUGGCACUAGACAACAAUGUUCAGCGAACGAUUCAGGGUACAAUCACAGCCGGUAUUCAAGAAUUAUCAACUAUCAACCGGCAAUUGCUAAAAAGCGAAUUAAUUCUACAAGAAGCCGCCUGUCAAUUACGGAAUGCGUCAAAUCGAACCGCAAAUGCCUCCAAUUCCUUACUUCAAGUUAUGGAUUUCAACUUUCUGCACUCCAUAAAAAGUUAACUUAUACAUAUAUCGUAAAACGUAGCUUUGCCAUAUAGAUAUCUUAAUUUAAUAACAGCGAUUUUAAAUCACAAAA
Messenger RNA from Belonocnema kinseyi, 878 nucleotides. RefSeq names its product biogenesis of lysosome-related organelles complex 1 subunit 3 (gene Blos3). The record is from RefSeq and is a predicted model, not a curated record. The transcript has 4 exons. Lineage: Eukaryota; Metazoa; Arthropoda; Insecta; Hymenoptera; Cynipidae. The coding region runs from base 296 to 802 and encodes 168 amino acids. Gene Ontology annotation, cellular component: BLOC-1 complex.